AUGGUGGAAUCACAGAGUAAAGAGGUAGAAGACAAUCCCCAGUCGAAUCAAAACCAUCCACUUCAUCUUCAAGCAUCAGAAAUACCUGGUGUUGCCUUGAUUCCAAUGAAGCUCACAGGACCAGAGAACUAUGGUGUGUGGAGCAGAUCUAUGCGAUUAGCACUACUAGUAAAAAAUAAACUUGGAUUUGUUGAUGGCACAUGUGUUAAAAGCUCGUACAAGGGAGAUCUGGCAGUUAGAUGGGAAAGAUGUGAUGCAGUUGUGUUAUCUUGGAUAAGUGCAGCAGUUGCACCAGAGUUGAUGACUAGCAUAGUAUAUGCUUCUAGUUCAAAGAAGAUAUGGAACGACUUUAUGGAAAGGUUUGAUAAAUCCAAUUUGACAAGGAUUUUUCACCUAUGGAAAGAUAUUAGUAUUUGGUCACAAGGCACUGAUUCUGUAACAACCUAUUAUUCCAAAAUGAGAGAUCUAUGGGAUGAGAUAGAUGUAAUGGUACCCUCUCCAUCUUGUGAUUGUGUUGAAUCUAGUUCACAUGCUGAACAUGUUAAACAACAAAGGUUAUUGCAGUUUUUGGUAGGUUUGAAUGAGAGUUAUGCUCAAGUGAGGAGUUCUAUUUUGUUGAUCCCAUCUGUUCGAAGUGUAAAUCAAGCCUAUGCAAUGGCUAUACAAGAAUAA
Solanum lycopersicum (tomato) is the source of this 672-nucleotide messenger RNA. RefSeq lists its product as uncharacterized. Lineage: Eukaryota; Viridiplantae; Streptophyta; Magnoliopsida; Solanales; Solanaceae. The record is from RefSeq and is a predicted model, not a curated record.